GUGACGUUUGCUGGAAAAUGGCACAAAAAAACGAAUAAGCAGCAUUUUAAUGAAGGAAGAACAAAAGUGCCAUUUCUAUUUCCCUGCAGUUUUCACUUUUCACUUUUUCUUGUUCAGUUUUUCCCUGCCGUGGUUCCUCUUUUAUGUGCAUUUGUAGGCACUCCGCCGCGCCAGUAGUGGAAUUGUAAGGGAGUAUUAAAACGCGCCUUUUGACCACGAUAAGUAGGGAGCAGCUUGACAAAUUGGGGAAAUUACUCUGGGGUUGUGCCGUUUUGAAGGGCAUCUCGCGCGUUUACCAAUUGAAAUUGCGCUGCUCCCACUGUGCACUCCAGCAGGAAGCUCCCCGAGGAAGGCAACAACUCGUCCCAACACCCUGCGCGCUUCUACAUGUAUCUACAUGACGUACAAAAUGAUAUUACUUAUGCGAGACGGCAGUGUAAAAGAGACAAACAGUAGAACAUGUUUUUUUUUAAAAAUGCUAGAAGAUAUUGUUUUUACACCAAAAUAUAUGAAAAUAUAAAAAUUGUGAAGCGGGUGAAGUUGGAGGGUGGGGCCACCCCUUUUCCUGAUGGAGGGGGGGAGUCGAAGUUUCGGCCAACUGAGCCAGGACAGUCGUGUACCUCGGGGAAGGAACAGACGAAGGAGUGCAGUCCCUCCUUGAAGGACAUCCAGAAGGAUAAAAGUAAACAGUUUUACAAACAUGUGUAUCAACAAAUAAAACAGAAGAAUGUUAAGUUGGGGGAUUAUGAGGAGGGUUUGCCAGAUGAACUUCUUCAUGGAGGAGAGGCAGGAGAAGGCGCCCCCUUGGAGGAGGACCCGCGGGAGGGAAGUGGAAAAGAAGCCCCCAGGAAAAGCCCCCCCCGGUUUAGGGAACCCCCAAGUGAAGCCAAAACGGGCGUGUCGGAGAAAUGCCAACAAAGGGGAAACCCAAAUAGGAAAAAAAAAGAAGCGGCGCGAUUAACCCUCCAACGGGGCAUUCAAAGUGGGAAAGGCAAAAGCAUCAAGGGGGAAAAAUAUCUGAAGGUGAAAAAUAACUAUUUGGUAAGUAAGGAUGUCUAUUUGAAGGUUAAGGACGGGCAUGUGAGUGGACACAGUAAAGGCGGUAGGGAUCGGCAAGGGGAAGGUUCACCCGCAAAGUGGAGUGAAUGUUUGGCAACUCCCCCCUUGCGAUGCAGGGGGGAAAAAAACGAGGGAGGAUUAGAAGGGAGAAUGGCCCAUCAGUCUCGAGAAGGAGAUUCACCGAACGGCAUGCCAAACAGAGCAGCAGAAGGGAUGGGAACAAAAAUGGAUGGUAGAAACGAAGGGCAAAAUGGAAGCCUUAAAUGUAAAAAACUCCUUAAUGGAAAGGGCAACCACACAAAUAAACAGCAGGUGUUCCUCCCCUAUAAUGAUAACAGUAAGCUACUCAAAGGUGCACCAAAUGGGAAAGACAAUAAAGAGAACAUUCCUUUUGACCCCAAAUUGGAGAAGGCAAAAAAUGUGAAGGGGCAAUCCCAAGCAGAUGGCGAAGUGGCGGAUAAAAAUUACAUCGAUGUGGAGUAUGAACAAUAUUGGGGUAGCGAAAAGAUAAAAAAAAUUUUAGAGCUACAAAAAAGUAGGGAGAAAAUUCUGAAAAAUAAAUUAUUCAAAGGAGUAUUAUGUGUAUCCCCUUAUGACACGAGCAAAUGUGUUGUGGUUAGUGAAGAAGAUCCGUUGAGUUUUUUAAAAAAGGACGUUUUUACCAUUUAUGGCUAUAUUAGCCGCAACAGGGCACUGAACGAAGAUGUAGUGUAUGCCUAUACGGCUCGAAGAAAAAUCAAACGACCGGGAGAUUUAGAAAAUGAGGAGGAGAUUCUGGAAGAGAGUCAAGAGGGUACCACCUCGGUGAGCGAAAAGGAGGAAGAAAAAACGGAACAUUUUUGCAGAGUUGUUAACAUCGUUGAGCGGAGGAAUGCCCCAAUUGUGUGCACCUUGAAUUAUUUAAAUAUUAACAAAGGUAUAAGUAACACCUUUGGCAGGAAGGACGCACCACAGAUUAGAGGGGAAAAUAUGUUGAGCAAUCCUCCCAAUGUGAAGGCGCCCAAUAGGGAAGGAAGAAACGUAUUGGAUGACCCCAAGUGUGAACCACCUCCAAGGAAGACACCCAAAAAAGGGCAUAGAGAAAACACCCCCUUGUACGCCAAGGUACAGCCCGUAGACCCUAGAUUGCCCUGCUUCAUAUACGACUCCUCCAGUUGCAUGCUAAACAGACUGUUGCAUUAUUUGAAGAGGAAGAAAAUAAAUUUGUACGUCCUGGUGAAGUUUAAAAAAUGGGACACACACCAGAUCAACCCAUCUGGAAGCAUCACUACCAUUUUAGGAAAUGAAAAGAACUUUUUGGGCGUCAUUUAUUUUUUCAUUUAUUUUUACAAAAUACAUUUUCACAUUUAUGAGCGGAGUGAUAUGUCCUACUUGAAGAGCAAAAUGGAGGUGACCGACAAGGUCCUCGCAGCUUUGGCCAGCCGCCAGUGGGGGGAAGCGGCAUCGGGGGAAGCGGCAUCAGGGGCAGCAGCAUCCGGGGCAGCAGCAUCAGGGGUAGUAGCAUCCGGGGCAGUAGUACACCGAGGAAGAGAACCCCCCCCCAUCGAUCAGCACCGACUCAAAAUGGCCUACUUGAAAAACAUACAAGAAAAUAAUAAGCGUAUAGAAAAGUACAUGCUAAAAAGCUUCCUGAAAAAUAGGGAAAUUAUUACCAACCUGGAUGUAUUUACCAUAGACCCUCCGAGUGCAAAGGAUCUGGAUGACGCUCUGUCGAUCGAAUUUGUUGGCAGCGACACGAAUGCUGCAAAUGAGUUUGAGUACAAAAUAGGGGUGCAUAUUUCUGACGUCUCCUUCUUCGUGACCCCCGACUCGUUCUACGACAGGGUGGCCUCCAAAGUGUGCAACACGAUCUACAUGGACUUAAUGGUCAUCCACAUGCUCCCCUCCAUUUUGAGCGAAGAAAUCUGUUCCCUGAACACGCAGGGGGAGAAGCUGUCCUUUUCCGUCUUUUUCCGCCUGAGCAGUCGGGCGAAUCCGUACGACGUCGCGCAGGGGGAGAUCGGCGGAAGAGGAGACAGAAGCGAAAGAAGCGGAAGAGACGAACGAGACGAACGCGACAAACGCGCAACGAAUGAACGCAGUGUCGAAAUUAAGAAGAGCCUAAUCAAGAGCAGGCACAAACUGAAUUAUGACACGGUGGAGGAUUUCCUGGACGAAGUAUACGGCGGCCUCCACCAGAGCAACAGAAAUUUAAAGGAAAUGGAAGAAGCCAUUUUAGUGAGGGGGGAUCUGCCGUUAAGCUGUUUCCCCUUUGUUGUAAAUUUUGAAGAAACGUGCGAACGGUAUAGUCUGAGCAGCAAGGUGGGAAGCGACAUCUUUCGAUUAUUCCUCUUGUCCAAAAUGCUGAAGGAGAGGAGUGGGCGGAAGAGCGUCAACUCCAAGCCGUCCUUGUUAUUUUUGUAUAAUGAGGCCGCCGCGGGUGGGUCCUGUGCGCGCGAUAGGGGGGUGCCUAUCGGGGUGGAAGAGCUGGAGGAGAGCCAUGCAGUGGGAGGAGACAAUGUUAUCGGCAACGUUAGCGGCAAACUUAGCGGCAACCCUAGUGACAACCUCAGUGACAACCGCAGUAACCAUUUUAACGGCGAUGCACUGGACGACCGCGUGGAGGCCUUCCUGAAGAAGAGCGAAGUGCAAGCCCUGCUGAGCGAAAUGGACGUGGAAAACAUCCGCGUGGAAAAAGUCGAGUACAAAGCAAAGAGCCACAUGCUAAUAGAAGAAAUGAUGAUUUUAACAAAUUUUUUAGUAGCCAAUAAAAUCAGCCAAAGUAAAAAAUUGGGAAUCCUGAGGAUACAUGAAAAUACCUCCGAGGAGAUAAAAAAUAAUCUCCUUCACAUAAUUGACCAUAACACGUACAGCCGAAUUGAUGCCCUAAUUGACGUAAAAAGAAGCAGCAUUAAUGACAUUUUAAAAGUUUGCGAAGAAAUUCUGGACGCUAAUCAACUGCUGUGUAUGCAAUACAACAUUUUGAAGUACUAUAAGGAGGCCAUAUACAUCCCCUACACAGCGGGGGAGAAGAAGGCGCAUCACUUCGGCUUGGCGCUGACCAAAUAUAUUCAUUUCACCUCCCCUAUAAGGAGAUACAUCGAUAUUAUUACACACAGAAUUUUAGCUACUAUUGUGGAGGAUGACCAGAAGGGGUUAACUUACAGCUACGAGGAUUUGAAGAGAAUUUGCGAUCAGUGCAAUUUUCAGAAAAAAAAAACGGACGAAGCUCAGAUUCAUUUGAAGAAUGUCCUCCUUAAUAGAUACCUCGUAUAUUUGAACGAAGCCUACAAAGGGGAGAAGUCACUGGUGGGGAAUGCACCUAAGGCGGCUGCCAAAGGUGGAGGCAAUCUCACUUCGAAAGAUCCGUCACUAAGUGAGCUUCACCAAGAGGGGGGAAGAACCCCCCAUGGUGACACCGCACGGGGAAUCACCCGCUUUGAAAAAAAGAAGCACACAGCUGACCAACCCCAGAGGAAAGAAACGGAUCCCCUUACGCGAAAAGAAGGUGAACUGGAGGAAUCGUGUGAGCCUAUUAAGAAGUACUUCUACAGGAGGGACGGCCUCAUAUGCUUCCCAACCGAAGCGUACAUUCAAGAAAUAGUGCUAACCAAAAGUGUAAAAGAGAGCAUUUGCCUGAAUAUACUAUUUAAGAAUUAUAUAGAUGUGGGCGGAAUGGGCGGCCCUGAUGAGGAGCAUACAUGGAGGAUGCACACACACACGUACACUUCCUACAUGUUGAGCCCAUCCAAGGGAAGUAACCCUGUGGGUAGCCCCCCCGUGGAAAAGAACAAUUUGGUGAUGGACCGCCUGAAACUCAUAAACGAGGCAACCGACGAAAUGACCACCGCCAAUCACAAUAGAGAAGAAACCGCCAAGUGGAAAUUUAAAAAAAACCCAAUUGAAAAUGGCAAAUUGAAAAACGCAAUCGUCUUUUAUGUGCCCUUGCUAGAAACGGAGAAGUCAAUCAGUGACAGUUUGCUCAAUCUGACCUUCGCAUUUGUUUCUCUGUCGUAUGAGGAAAGUACCUUUGUGUGUGACCUCUCCAGAGGGGUGCUGUACAGGGUGGGCGGAAAUGCGGCUGCCAUGAGUGGGGCGCGCAGCGGUGGGACUCAGGAGGGGGCCGCGAAGGGGGAAAAGCGGACAACGGAAGGGCAGACAGCGGAAGGGCAGACAGCGGAAGGGCAGACAGCGGAAGGGCAGGCAGCGGAAGGGCAGACAACGGAAGAGCAGCCAACGGAAGAGCAGCCAACGGAAGAGCAGACGGACGGGCACGCGGUGCAAAACAGAGCAACCCUGCAUAUCCCCAGGAUUCUCGAAAAAAUAAACAACCCCCAAUUUAGCGUUAAGUACGAAGUGCUAAAACUGGAUGAGAAAGAGGCCUUUCAAAAAAUUUACGACGUUCUGUACAUCCAUGACGUUUUCUUCAAGCGGGUUGAUGAAGCCAAAUUGAGAGGCAGUCCCAGAGGGGGGUUGCCCCGUGAGAGUUCUUCCACCGAUGAAGAUGAUAAACGAGAUGUUCGUCUGAUGGAGAACCCUGCUCCUUUAUGUGGGGAAAAAAUCCAAACGGAUCAAGCAUCGAAUGAAGAGGCAAAAAAGGGGUGCGUUGGAGAAGGGCCUACCGAGGAGUAUGAAACGAUAAGCAGGUUUCAGAAGAAGGAAAUUUUGAUUGUCCCCGGGUCGCAGGUGUGGACCUUGCGCUUGGCAUGA
This is a messenger RNA of Plasmodium vivax (malaria parasite P. vivax), 5748 nucleotides long. RefSeq lists its product as hypothetical. Gene Ontology annotation, biological process: mRNA catabolic process. Bases 460 to 5748 code for a protein of 1762 amino acids. Gene Ontology annotation, molecular function: RNA binding; 3'-5'-RNA exonuclease activity. The transcript is spliced from 2 exons. NCBI's taxonomy places the organism in Eukaryota, Apicomplexa, Aconoidasida, Haemosporida, Plasmodiidae. The record is from RefSeq and is a predicted model, not a curated record. Gene Ontology annotation, cellular component: P-body; exosome (RNase complex).